Molecule: messenger RNA, 394 nt
Organism: Notothenia coriiceps (black rockcod)
Lineage: Eukaryota; Metazoa; Chordata; Actinopteri; Perciformes; Nototheniidae
Product: sphingomyelin phosphodiesterase 4-like
Exons: 3
Biological process (GO): ceramide biosynthetic process; sphingomyelin catabolic process; glycerophospholipid catabolic process
Molecular function (GO): sphingomyelin phosphodiesterase D activity
Source: RefSeq, a predicted model, not a curated record
CCCCCCCCCCAGCAGCAGGGCAGCUCCACUGACAGCGCCUACUUUGUGCUGGUGGACAUGUACCUGAAGUACUUCCUGCCCAGUGAGGGCAGCGUCCCCCCCUCGCCUUUCUCCGACUCCAGAGGCUCCGUCACUGCUCCCUCACCCAGAUCUACGAGUGUGUCCUUCUCGGGGUACGGCGUGCACAGCCCCAGCCUCCUGAAGCAUCACAUCUUCCACCAGCCGUCAGUGAACGCUGACCCGUCAGCGCAGGAGAUCUGGAGGUCAGAGACUCUGCUGCAGAUGUUCGUGGAGGUGUGGCUCCAUCACUAUUCGUUAGAGAUGUAUCAGAAGCUGCAGUCUCCUCAGGUAAAGGUAAGAUAAAUAACCCCCCCCCCUCCUCUCACCUGAAGCA